Oncorhynchus nerka (sockeye salmon) is the source of this 4318-nucleotide messenger RNA. RefSeq names its product solute carrier family 40 member 1-like. Gene Ontology annotation, biological process: iron ion transmembrane transport. The coding region runs from base 271 to 1989 and encodes 572 amino acids. Gene Ontology annotation, cellular component: basolateral plasma membrane. The record is from RefSeq and is a predicted model, not a curated record. Gene Ontology annotation, molecular function: peptide hormone binding; iron ion transmembrane transporter activity. The transcript is spliced from 8 exons. Lineage: Eukaryota; Metazoa; Chordata; Actinopteri; Salmoniformes; Salmonidae.
CGCUGUUGGCAGUGCAGAAAAGACGAGAGAAGGUUGCUAGAGCUGUUCGGGAGAUUUUAUUGUUUUGCAUUUGAACUAAAAAAGGAUUUUCGGCUAAGAUAUUUGUUUCCAACUUCAGCUACAGUGAUAGCUAAGUUUGGAAAGGAGAAAGGGGAGCUUUGGCGUGCGUUUACCGAAAUUUUAAUGCACAGUGUCUCCCAUCGAUAGCCUUGCGUUACGAAGAUAAAUACAUAUUGGGCAAACGUUAAUUAUUUCCGGAAAAGUAUUACAAUGGAUAACGCUGGAUCUAAGAAACGUUGCUGUGAAUCGGUCCAAGAGUUCUUCACAUCACCAAAGUUCCUUAUUUACCUGGGACAUGGCCUCUCAACAUGGGGCGAUCGUAUGUGGAACUUCGCUGUAGCCGUAUUUCUGGUGGGGCUGUAUGGCAACAGCCUCCUGCUCACGGCUGUGUACGGACUGGUGGUGGCAGGGUCAGUGCUGCUCCUUGGAGCCAUUAUCGGUGACUGGGUUGACAAAAACCCAAGACUCAAAGUGGCCCAGACUUCGCUGGUUGUCCAGAAUUUUUCUGUCAUACUAUGUGGGAUCCUCUUGAUGGUGGUUUUCCAGUUCAAAGAACAGAUUGCAGAGUUAUACAAUGGAUGGAUUCUGACAUGCUGCUAUAUCCUGGUCAUCUCCAUAGCCAACAUUGCUAAUUUGGCCAGUACUGCCAUGGCAAUUACCAUCCAGAGAGACUGGGUGGUGGUUGUGGCUGGACAGGACAGCAGCAAGCUGGCAGACAUGAACGCCACAGUGCGGAUCAUCGACCAGCUGACCAACAUCCUAGCGCCCAUGCUGGUGGGUCAGAUCAUGUCUUUUGGCUCAAACUUCAUUGGUUGCGGCUUUAUUGCGGGCUGGAACCUGUGCUCUAUGUGCCUUGAGUAUGGUCUGCUAUGGAAGGUCUACCAGAAAACCCCGGCACUGGCCUUGAAGGCUGGCAAAAAAGAGGAUGACCAGGAACUGAAACAACUUAACUUCCCGAAAGAGCUAGAAAACGGCAAGGGCACAGUAGAGGGCUCCCAGCUCAUGAACGAGAUGGCUGUCGUCGAGGCCGACUCUCCCAAGAAGACGAGCUGCUGCUACCAGAUAACAGAGCCCCUGCGCACCAUCCGCGACGGCUGGGUGGCCUACUACAACCAGUCCAUCUUCUUCGCAGGCAUGUCGCUGUCCUUCCUCUACAUGACGGUGCUGGGAUUUGACUGCAUCACCACGGGCUACGCCUACACCCAGGGCCUCAACGGCUCUGUGCUUAGCCUGCUGAUGGGUGCCUCAGCCGUGUCAGGCAUUUGUGGCACGGUGGCCUUCACCUGGGUUCGCAAGAAGUGUGGCCUAAUCCGCACAGGCUUCAUCUCGGGUGUGGUGCAACUCUCCUGCCUAGUUCUGUGCGUGGCGUCCGUCUUCGCACCGGGCAGCCCCUUCGACCUCAGCAUUUCGCCCUUCCAGGACAUCUACAGCCACCUGACCGGAGACAGCGGCAACUUACCAGAGGCCGACCAUCCGGCCAGCAUGCUGAACAUCGAUGGUCUGCUGGUCAACGGUACGACUGCACUGCCCGCUGAAGAACUGCCGCCUCUGCAGUCCUACCUGUCAGUCAGCCUGCUGUUUGCAGGGGUUAUUGCUGCUAGAAUUGGUCUAUGGUCCUUUGACUUAACCGUGACCCAGCUCAUCCAAGAGAAUGUGAUCGAGUCGGAGAGGGGGGUGAUUAAUGGUGUCCAGAACUCCAUGAACUACCUCCUGGACCUGUUGCACUUUAUCAUGGUGAUUCUGGCGCCCAACCCUGAGGCCUUUGGCCUUCUCGUCAUCCUCUCCGUCUCCUUCGUGGCCAUGGGCCACAUCAUGUACUUCAGGUUUGCCUUCAAGAGCCUCGGGCGGCGCCUCUUCCUCUGCUGCUCGCCAGAGCAGAAGGCCCAGGCUCUCCCGGACUCUCCCUCCUCGCUUCCCACCACCGUGUAGCCCAUUAAAGAGAUGCUGUCCCUGCUAAUAGCUCUACCUGCAGCCUGCAGUGCACACUAUUGUCCACUCCUUCUCCUGCCCGCUAGCUAUCAACCUAAACAUGCUUGCGUCUAGCCCCCACAGCACCUAACCCUAGCAUGUGCUGUCCUUUGCCAUUGUGAUAUAGCAUUAGCCGUUUUGCGGAAGCGGGAAGAGUAGUGCAGCCUCAGACACAGAGAAGCAACCCCUCACAGACAAAAAGCUCAGCUUGAAUGAGGCCUUAUAGAGAGGUGUCAAAAAAAUAAACAUCACUUCUCCCUACUUCCAAUAUUUCAAUCUAGCUGUCUUGUUAUUCAAGGGGCUGCAGCUAGAGCUACAGAAAAUGAGGGAGGAAAAAUGCAGGUAUUGCUUGCAGUUACUACGGUUACAGCCACAUACUACUUAAGUAUGUUCUGUGGUUCUAGUGGUGUUUGCAUCUCAUUACAGCUCUGCAUCAGCCUCGCGGGAUUUUCAUUUCCACAUUUGUUUCUCAGUAGUUCAUUGUUACUAUAGCCAUUCACGUUAGCAUUUGAAACGUCUCAGUUACUUAAGCUUUAGUAAUUGACAAUGAUUUAAAUGACCGGUUUUACCAGUGAGAAACAGGUUCUUACUUAUUUUGCUUAAUGAGCCUGGGAUGAGCCUCUUUAAUACAUGGUUAUAAGGGUUAUGCAAAUUAUUUAUUCAAGGAGUGCAGAUACUGAUAGAUAGAAAGAUAAAUAGACUGAACAAAAAUAUAAACGCAACAUGUAAAGUGUUGGUCCCAUGUUUCAUGACCUGAAAAAAAUAUCCCAGACAUUUUCCAUAUGCACAAAAAUGCACAAAUUUGUUUUCAUCCCUGUUAGUGAGCCUUUCUCUUUUGCUAAGAUAAUCCAUCCACCUGACAGUUGUGGCAUAUCAAGAAGCUGAUUUAACAGUAUGAUCAUUACACAGGUGCACCUUGUGCUUGGGACAAUAAAAGUCCACUCUAAAAUGUGCAGUUUUGUCACAACACAAUGCCACAGAUGUCUCAAGUUUGGAGGGAGUGUGCAAUUGCCAUGCUGACUGCAGGAAUGUCCACCAGAGCUGUGUUAAUGUUAAUUACUCUACCAUAAGGCACCUCCAACGUUGCUUUAGAGAUUAUGGCAGUACGCCACAACCACAGACCACGUGUAACCACACCAGCCCAGGACCCCCACAUCCGACUUCUUCACUUGUGGGAUCGUCCGAGGGGGGAGGUGGGGUGCGGAUGAGUAUGUCUCUGUAAUAAAGCCCUUUUGUAGAAAAACUAAUUCUGAUUGGCUGGCUCCCCAGUAGGUUGGCCUGGCUCCCAAGUGGGUGGGCCUAUGCGGGCCUAUGCCCUCCCAGGCCCACUCAUGGCUGUGCCCCUGCUCAGUUAUGUGACAUAAAUAGAUUAGGGCCUAAUCAUUUUUUUUAUUGACUGAUUUCCUUAUAUGAACUGUAACUCAGCAAAGCCUUUGAAAUUGUUGCAUGUUGCAUUUAUAUUUUUGUUCUGUAUACACACACACACACAGAGUACCAGUCAAAAGUUUCGACACAGCUACUCAUCUUGGUUUUGACUAUUUUCUACAUUGUAGAAUAAUAGUGAAGACAUCAAAGCUAUGAAAUAACACAUAUGGAAUCAUGUAGUAACCAAAAAAGUGAUAAACAAAUCAAAAUAUAUUUUAUAUUUGAGACUCUUCAAGUAGCCACCCUUUGCCUUGAUGACAGCUUCGCACACUCUUGGCAUUCUCUCAACCAGCUUCACCUGGAAUGCUUUUCCAACAGUCUUGAAGGAGUUCCCACAUAUGAUGAGCACUUCCUUCACUCAUCCCAAACCAUCUCAAUUGGGUUGAGGUCAGGUGAUUGUGGGGGCCAAGUCAUCUGAUGCAGCACUCCAUCACUCUCCUUCUUGGUAAAAUAGCCCUUACACAGCCUGGAGGUGUGCUCUGGGUCAAUGAUAGUCCCACUACGUGCAAACCAGAUGGCAUGGCAUAUUGCUACAGAGUGCUGUGGUAGUCAUGCAGGUUAAGUGUGCCUUGAAUUCUAAAUAAAUCACAGACACCUCCAUGGUUCACAGUGGGAACCACACAUACAGAGAUCAUCCAUUCACCUACUCUGUGUCUCACAAAGACAUGGCGGUUGGAACCACAAAUCUCAGAUUUGGACUCAUCAGACCAAAGGACAGAUUUCAACUGGUAUCAUGUCCAUUGCUUACAUUUACAUUUAAGUCAUUUAGCAGACGCUCUUAUCCAGAGCGACUUACAAAUUGGUGCGUUCACCUUAAGACAUCCAGUGGAACAGCCACUUUACAAUAGUGCAUCUAAAUCUUUUA